GAACCACACCAAUUGUAUCAAGAGAAAGGAGAGGGAGAGGAAGUAGAGUGGGCUUCUUUUUCUUCCUUUUGAGGGGGAAGAUUUUCGCUUGCUCUUGGUCCUCCUCUUGAGCUCAUCUUGCCUUCUUCCAAGCUAGUCUCAAAGACUAUUUUUGGAGAUUGAGAGAUGGCAGGCCAUUGGGCUUUCAUUGUUGGAAUCAUAGGCAAUGUCAGCUCCUUCCUGGUCUAUCUUGCCCCGGUGCCUACAUUCUAUCAAGUAUAUCGAAAGAGAACGACAGGAGGAUUCCAAUCAGUGCCUUACUCAGUUGCACUGUUCAGUGCGAUGCUUUGGAUCUUUUAUGCAUUUGUAAAGACUAAUUCCAUCCUUCUAAUUACCAUUAAUUCGACUGGGUGUGCCAUUGAGAUGAUAUACAUCAUCAUGUACCUUGUCUAUGCCCCGAGAUCUGCUAGGAUCUUCACUGCUAAAAUAAUCUUGCUCUUGAAUGUGGGAUUGUUUUCCUUGAUCCUACUCUCCACUCUUCUGCUGUCAAAAGGCUCCAAACGUGUGAAAGUUCUUGGCUGGAUCUGCAUGUGCUUCUCAGCUUCCGUUUUCGCUGCUCCUUUGAGCAUCAUUAGGCAAGUUGUUCGCACAAGAAGCGUAGAAUACAUGCCAUUCACGCUGUCGCUCUUCCUAACCAUAAGCGCAGUAGCAUGGUUUGGCUACGGUCUGCUCACAAACGACUUCUAUGUCAUGUUUCCAAACGUUCUGGGAUUCGCCUUUGGUGCCGUCCAAAUGUUGCUCUACGUAGUCUACAAGUACAUGGUCAAGAAGGUCGUCGUAGAGCCUGCCGUGCUCGAGCACAUAGUCGCCAUCGACGUACAAAAGGCUGGAGUCGAGCUGCAGGUGCCCGCAGAGGCGAUCAGCGACAGCAAGGAAGCCGUAAAAGCAAAUGAGGAGACCAAUGGUCGCGACAAGGGCAAGAAAGGGGAGGAGGAUGGGCUUGAGAUAAGCCCCGCCUGAGUCUUGGUGCUGGCUGGAGCUGCGAUGGAGAGAGGUUCCCCUUCGUAGUGAAGCACCUCAUGCAUGGUUUCACUUCACUGGGGACUUCAUGGCCUCCUUAGAUAGUCUUAUCUAAACAGAGAGAGAGAGAGAGAGAGAGUUAGAGAGAGGAAAACACCGUCUUUUACUUUCUACAUAUAUCCCUUCUUCUUCUCCCUCUCCAUCUUUAGUUCUAGGUUCUAGUCAUAAGUGCUUUUACGCUUUGGGAAAAAAACCAAAAGCUUGACGCUUUUAUGCAUUCCUUUGGGCAUUAACGAUGUAAUUUUCCUUCAAAGACUUGUUCUCAGUAAAAUCUCCCACCAUGAUACUUCUGCUC
This is a messenger RNA of Elaeis guineensis (African oil palm), 1354 nucleotides long. Its product is annotated as bidirectional sugar transporter SWEET14. Gene Ontology annotation, biological process: carbohydrate transport. Gene Ontology annotation, cellular component: membrane. Lineage: Eukaryota; Viridiplantae; Streptophyta; Magnoliopsida; Arecales; Arecaceae. The record is from RefSeq and is a predicted model, not a curated record. Gene Ontology annotation, molecular function: sugar transmembrane transporter activity.